ACCCGAAUCACAAAGUCCUGAGCAAACCUCUCGAGAGGGCGUGCGGCCCUUUAUUAUUCCUUCCCUCGAGGCCAAGCAACAGAUGGUGGAAGCUUGGAAGAACUCUAGUCUCGAAAGUCGAAACCCUAGCAAGUGUUACGAUCGAUCCUGCCUCUAAUCCUUCGCAUUUCCCGGAACAGGGAUAUCCAUGGCAAGGAAGAGGGCGCAGAGGUAAAUUAGUGUUUGAUCUCAGUUUGAAGGUAUUUAGAGGUGUUUCGGCGCUCGCAAUGGAUAUUGAUUCGGGUCCGAGCUCUAGCAAGCCAGUGCAAAUGGAUUUGGAGGAACCCUGCGACAGUGGGUCAAAUUCAAAGGGUAAAGAAAAGGAGGAGCUUUCCGAAUCGAUAGACAAAUUGCACAUAUCUGAAUCGUCGUCAAAUGGGAAUUUCAAAAGAAAGCCAGUUAUCAUCAUUGUUGUUGGGAUGGCAGGGAGUGGUAAGACUACAUUUCUUCACCGGUUGGUUUGUCACACGCAAUCCUCAAACAUCCGUGGAUAUGUUCUGAACCUUGACCCCGCGGUUAUGACGCUUCCAUUUGGUGCCAAUAUCGAUAUAAGAGACACUGUUCGUUACAAGGAAGUAAUGAAGGAGUACAACCUAGGUCCCAAUGGUGGAAUUCUUACAUCGUUAAAUCUUUUCUCCACAAAAUUUGAUGAGGUUAUAUCUGUCAUCGAAAGGCGGGCUGAUCAACUUGAUUAUGUUCUGGUGGAUACACCUGGUCAGAUUGAGAUAUUCACUUGGUCAGCUUCAGGAGCGAUAAUUACAGAAGCUUUUGCUUCCACUUUCCCAACAAUCAUUGCUUAUGUUGUUGACACACCUCGAUCAGCAAACCCAGUAACAUUCAUGAGCAACAUGCUUUAUGCAAGCAGUAUUCUUUACAAGACGAGGUUGCCUUUGGUGGUGGUAUUUAACAAGGUUGAUGUGGCCAAGCAUGAGUUUGCAUUGGAGUGGAUGGAAGAUUUUGAGGCAUUUCAGACAGCAUUGGACACCGAUGCAUCAUACACAUCAACUUUAACAAGAAGCCUCUCUCUGGUACUAGAUGAGUUUUAUAAAAAUCUGCGCUCUGUUGGAGUUUCGGCUGUUUCUGGUGCUGGAAUGGAAGCCUUCUUUAAUGCGAUAGAAGCAAGUGCUAAAGAAUAUAUGGAGAAUUACAAAGCUGAUCUUGACAAGAGACGUGCUGAGAAGGAACGGUUGGAGGCAGAACGCAGGAGGGCAAACAUGGAGAAAUUACGAAAAGACAUGGAAAAAACCAAAGGACAAACUGUAGUGCUAAGCACUGGUUUAAAGGACAAGGAACCUGCUAGUAAGAUGAUGGAGGAGGACAAUGAGGAGGAAGAAGAGGAGGAAGACGAGUACAUCAGGUUUUCAGAGGAGGAUGAGGAAGAUGAGGAAGUAGCCCACUUUGCAUUCUGAAGUGUAUGCCAUCCUUCGCAAUUCUGAUUUUAGAAGCAUUCAUCAAUCUGUCUUAGUGCUGAUCCCUCCAGCCGUACCUUACGGAGCAUAUGACCAGAGUGCAGGAUCAACAGAUCAGCUGGCGGCCAGAAAUUUAGUUAUAGAUGUACGCUUUGCGAACAUCUCAAAUGUGCUAUUGGAUGUUACAUACUUUCUAUGGGAUGGUUAGCAGAUUUAGUUGAUUUAAAGAAUGUAAUUAGCUUUGGAGAAAUCACUAUUGUGGCCUAUGCGUAGUUUUGACUCAACGCAAAGAUUAUUCUAACCUUCAUUAUCCAAGAAGAAUCUGUAUUUUAUCGUAA
Molecule: messenger RNA, 1786 nt
Organism: Elaeis guineensis (African oil palm)
Lineage: Eukaryota; Viridiplantae; Streptophyta; Magnoliopsida; Arecales; Arecaceae
Source: RefSeq, a predicted model, not a curated record